Molecule: messenger RNA, 3259 nt
Organism: Saimiri boliviensis boliviensis (Bolivian squirrel monkey)
Lineage: Eukaryota; Metazoa; Chordata; Mammalia; Primates; Cebidae
Gene: GRK3
Product: G protein-coupled receptor kinase 3
Biological process (GO): desensitization of G protein-coupled receptor signaling pathway; G protein-coupled receptor signaling pathway; protein phosphorylation
Molecular function (GO): G protein-coupled receptor kinase activity; G protein-coupled receptor binding; ATP binding
Source: RefSeq, a predicted model, not a curated record
GGCGACCCCGGCGGGCUGUAGCCCGCGGCGCGCGCGCGCGCGCGGGGGGCGGGGGCGCGCGGAGGGGGGGGGCUGCCCCGGGGCGGCCCCCCCAGGUCGGGGAGCGGCGGGCGGCGGCGGCGGGCGCGCGUCCCGUCCGGGUCCCGAGUCGCCGCCGCCGCCGCCGCCGCCGCCACCACUCGCCAACAUGGCGGACCUGGAGGCCGUGCUGGCCGAUGUCAGUUACCUGAUGGCCAUGGAGAAGAGCAAGGCCACCCCGGCCGCCCGCGCCAGCAAGAGGAUCGUCCUGCCCGAGCCCAGUAUCCGGAGUGUGAUGCAGAAGUAUCUCGCAGAGAGAAACGAAAUAACCUUUGACAAGAUUUUCAAUCAGAAAAUUGGUUUCUUGCUAUUUAAAGAUUUUUGUUUGAAUGAAAUUAAUGAAGCUGUACCUCAGGUGAAGUUUUAUGAAGAGAUAAAAGAAUAUGAAAAACUUGAUAAUGAGGAAGAUCGCCUUUGCAGAAGUCGACAGAUUUAUGAUGCCUACAUCAUGAAGGAGCUUCUUUCCUGUUCACAUCCUUUCUCAAAGCAAGCUGUAGAGCACGUGCAAAGUCAUUUAUCCAAGAAGCAAGUGACAUCAACUCUUUUUCAGCCAUACAUAGAAGAAAUUUGUGAAAGCCUUCGAGGUGACAUUUUCCAAAAAUUUAUGGAAAGUGACAAGUUCACUAGAUUUUGUCAGUGGAAAAACGUUGAAUUGAAUAUCCAUUUGACCAUGAAUGAGUUCAGCGUGCAUAGGAUUAUUGGACGAGGAGGAUUCGGGGAAGUUUAUGGUUGCAGGAAAGCAGACACUGGAAAAAUGUAUGCAAUGAAAUGCUUAGAUAAGAAGAGGAUCAAAAUGAAACAAGGAGAAACAUUGGCCUUAAAUGAAAGAAUCAUGUUGUCUCUUGUCAGCACUGGCGACUGUCCUUUCAUUGUAUGUAUGACCUAUGCCUUCCAUACCCCAGAUAAACUCUGCUUCAUCCUGGAUCUGAUGAACGGGGGCGAUUUGCACUACCACCUUUCACAACACGGGGUGUUCUCUGAGAAGGAGAUGCGGUUUUAUGCCACGGAGAUCAUUCUGGGCCUGGAGCACAUGCACAAUCGAUUUGUUGUUUACAGAGACUUGAAGCCAGCAAAUAUCCUCUUGGAUGAACACGGACACGCGAGGAUAUCGGAUCUUGGUCUUGCUUGUGAUUUUUCCAAAAAGAAGCCUCAUGCGAGCGUUGGCACCCAUGGGUACAUGGCUCCGGAGGUGCUGCAGAAGGGGACGGCGUACGACAGCAGUGCCGACUGGUUCUCCCUGGGCUGCAUGCUUUUCAAACUUCUGAGAGGUCACAGCCCUUUCAGACAACAUAAAACCAAAGACAAGCAUGAGAUUGACCGGAUGACCCUCACCGUGAAUGUGGAACUUCCAGACGCCUUCUCUCCUGAACUGAAGUCCCUUUUGGAGGGCUUGCUGCAGCGAGACGUUAGCAAGAGGCUGGGCUGUCACGGAGGCGGCUCACAGGAAGUAAAAGAACACAUCUUUUUCAAAGGUAUUGACUGGCAGCAUGUCUACUUACAAAAGUACCCCCCACCCUUGAUUCCUCCCCGGGGCGAAGUCAAUGCUGCUGAUGCCUUUGAUAUUGGCUCAUUUGAUGAAGAGGAUACCAAAGGCAUUAAGCUGCUUGAUUGCGACCAAGAACUCUACAAGAACUUCCCUCUGGUCAUCUCCGAACGCUGGCAGCAAGAGGUCACGGAAACCGUUUAUGAAGCAGUAAAUGCAGACGCGGAUAAAAUUGAGGCCAGAAAGAGGGCUAAAAAUAAGCAGCUUGGCCACGAAGAAGAUUACGCUCUGGGGAAGGACUGCAUUAUGCACGGGUACAUGCUGAAACUGGGAAACCCAUUUCUGACUCAGUGGCAGCGGCGCUAUUUUUACCUCUUUCCAAAUAGACUUGAAUGGAGAGGAGAGGGAGAGUCCCGGCAAAAUUUACUGACAAUGGAACAGAUCCUCUCUGUGGAAGAAACUCAAAUUAAAGACAAAAAAUGCAUUUUGUUCAGAAUAAAAGGAGGGAAGCAAUUUGUCUUGCAAUGUGAGAGUGAUCCAGAGUUCGUGCAGUGGAAGAAGGAGUUGAACGAAACCUUCAAGGAGGCGCAGCGACUGUUGCGUCGCGCCCCGAAGUUCCUCAACAAACCUCGGUCCAACACCGUGGAGCUCUCGAAGCCCUCCCUCUGUCACAGAAACAGCAAUGGCCUCUAGCACCUAGCCACAGGGAGGGUCCUUGAGGAGGACACACCAGGCUCUCAGCCUUUUGGGGUGAAUGAGGAUGAGACGUCUGACCUAUUCACUACUGGGACUCCUGCAGGCUCCCGAGCGGAGUCGGGACGCUUCGGCUUGGGGUCAGCCCGGCUCCCUGCCUUGUCACAUCUGUCCCCAGGCAAAACUACUGAAGAAAUAAAAAAUCUUUUUCUCUGCUACACACUUUGGUACCUAUGAACCUAGAACUUGAAGUGACUCCUCCUUACCACGUGAAUUUUUCUGUCUGAUAUCAGACACUUCUAAGACUUUCCAGACUGGACUUUGAAGAUGUUCAGUGUGAGGUCACACAUUGCCCAAAGCACUGCCGACUUUUAUCCCUACUCACUGCUGAUUUUCUAGGUCUUUGCUCCGUACUACUGGGGGAUGGGAGAGCCACGGUACGUUCCGUGCACCUCACCACUGACUUCGUGUCCUGGGGUUCAAAGUUGAAGAUAUUUUCUGAUGAUCUUAGAAGCUGAAGAUCUUUCUGCGCACGGGCCCUCCUGGGAACUGCACCCACACGACUGCCCUGCCUCUGACCAGUCUGUUCCGGGGCCCCCUCAGCCAGGUGGGAAUGACGGAGACAUCAUCUCCAAGUAGCUGGGAUUAACUACUCACUGAAGGCAUUUGUCCAUCCAUCGUUGGAAAGAUUGACACUGCUUCUGAAGGACAGGCAGUGGAGUUUUAGGUUUCAGGGGCAAAGAGCAUUUUUCAAAAGCCUUUGAGUCCGGUGCACGCAAGUCAGCGAGCCGUACCUGGCGUGCAGGAACACUUGUGGGUGAGUCGGUCUCGGGUCUCCACCAUUAGUAAUUGUGUGACAGUCCUUGUGGUUCCUUCUGCCUGACCCUGGGAGACAUAUCAGGAAUGGGUGUGCAAAAGCAGGUCUGUUUUACGUCUUAGUAUGAUUCAAGAUGAAUUGUAUUGAAAAAAAUGCCGAAGAAUGAAUGUCAAAAUGGGUUAACUGUA